AUGGCAGCUGUGGACACUGGGCCGAGGACAUGUGUUUUCUUCAAGGACAAAGACGAGCAUUUCCUCGAUAUGAUGCAAGAGUGCUAUGGCCACGUUAUCAUCAAGUUAUGCGUGAUGCUCUUUAAAGCAGUGAGUGAUCGUAAGUCUAUUCUGAUGGACCAGGCUGCUAUAGAUACAAGGUUCGGGUGGGGUAUCUGA
This is a messenger RNA of Perkinsus marinus ATCC 50983, 198 nucleotides long. RefSeq lists its product as hypothetical. The coding region runs from base 1 to 198 and encodes 65 amino acids. The record is from RefSeq and is a predicted model, not a curated record. NCBI's taxonomy places the organism in Eukaryota, Perkinsozoa, Perkinsida, Perkinsidae. The transcript is spliced from 2 exons.